Blumeria graminis f. sp. triticale is the source of this 3306-nucleotide messenger RNA. The record is from the annotation of a GenBank genome assembly. NCBI's taxonomy places the organism in Eukaryota, Fungi, Ascomycota, Leotiomycetes, Helotiales, Erysiphaceae.
AUGGCUGAUAACUACGACCCAAUUGAGAAAGAUAUAAGUCAAGUUCCUAAUGCUAAUCACCCGUUUGAAAAUGAGACAAUGACUCUUUUGGCAAGCGCUACGAACCCUAGUGUUACAAAAUUACAGGUCAACGACUUAGUCUCAGGUUCAAGGCCAUCGGCUUUACUACCCUGCUCGGCUAAUAAUAAAGUUAAGAGUGAAAAGGAAUUGGAAAAAGAACGUAAAAAGGCGGAAAAGCAAGCAAAGUUCGACCAAAAAAAGAACAAGACAGUUACAUCGAGCAUUGCAACAACCAGCAAAAAUAAAGAGAAGAAAGCUACAGCGCUGAAAAAAUCUGAGAAUGAAAUUCUCCCAGACUACAUUGAAGAUACCCCCUUUGGCGAGAAAAAAAUAAUUAAAUCAUUUGAAAACCCCUACUUCAAAGCAUACAAUCCAAUCGCUGUUGAAUCCGCGUGGUAUGCAUGGUGGGAGAAAGAGGGAUAUUUUAAGCCUGAAUUUACUACCGAUGGCGAGGUUAAAGCAAAGGGUUCUUUUGUCAUCGUCGAGCCUCCUCCAAAUGUGACUGGAAAUCUGCACAUGGGACACGCUUUAGGAACCGCGCUACAAGAUGUGCUGAUACGAUGGAAUCGCAUGCAUGGUAAAACAACUCUCUGGCUACCAGGUUGCGAUCAUGCUGGCAUCUCUACUCAAAGCGUGGUAGAAAACAUGCUAUGGCGUCGUAAACAGCAAACAAGACAUGACUUGGGACGACCAAAAUUCGUAGAGACUAUAUGGGAAUGGAAAAAUGAGUAUCAUCAAAGGAUAAAUAAUGUUCUCAAAAGAAUGGGUGGAUCAUUUGACUGGAGUCGAGAAGCUUUUACUAUGAACGAAAAUUUCUCUGCAGCAGUCCAAGAGACCUUUGUGUCUCUCCACGAGGAAGGCAUCAUUUAUAGGGCCAAUCGGCUCGUCAACUGGUGUACAAAGCUCAAUACUGCUCUUUCGAAUCUCGAGGUUGUAAACAAAGAGCUAAUUGGUCGAACACUACUUGAAGUUCCUGGAUACGAGAAAAAAAUAGAAUUUGGUGUCAUCAUUCACUUUCAGUAUCCUAUCGAGGGGAUGGAUGAGAUGAUAGAAGUGGCAACCACUCGUAUCGAAACAAUGCUCGGAGACACAGCUAUUGCUGUUCAUCCAGAUGAUCCGCGCUAUCAGCACCUUGUAGGAAAAAUGGCUAUUCACCCCUUUAUUGUAGGCCGGAAAAUGCCAAUUAUUGCAGAUACUUACGUUGAAAGAGAUUUUGGUUCAGGUGCUGUUAAAAUUACACCGGCUCAUGAUCCAAAUGAUUAUGCGAUGGGCGAGCGUCACAAGCUUGAAUUUGUAAACAUUCUUACUGAUGAUGGUAGAAUGAAUGAAAACGCUGGUCCAUAUGCUGGAAAGAAGAGAUUUGAUGUUCGAUAUCAAAUUCAAGAUGAUCUAAAAAAACUUGGUCUAUAUAUUGACAAGAAGGACAAUCCUAUGAGUGUUCCUCUAUGCGAUAAAUCUAAAGAUAUUAUUGAGCCUUUAAUGAAGCCACAAUGGUGGAUGAAGAUGAAGGAUAUGGCGGCGGCAGCUCUUAGCGCGGUAAAAAAUGGUGACAUUAAAAUACAGCCUGAGAGUGCCGAGAAGGCAUAUAUUCGAUGGAUGGAAAAUGUCAACGAUUGGUGUCUAUCUAGGCAACUUUGGUGGGGACAUCAAGUCCCAAUGUACUUUGCCCAAGUUGAGAAUGGAUCGAAUGAUGAAUCUGAUAAUAAUCUUUGGUUUUCUGGAAGAACGCUGGAAGAGGCUGAAGCCAAAGCAAAGAAAUCUUUCCCAAAUCAGGAAUUAACCCUCAGGAGAGAUGAAGAUGUGUUAGAUACAUGGUUUUCCUCUGGACUUUGGCCGUUCGCAACAUUGGGAUGGCCUAAGAAAACUCACGAUUUAGAAAAAUUGUUUCCAACGAAUUUACUGGAAACUGGAUGGGAUAUUCUCUUUUUUUGGGUUGCUCGAAUGAUUAUGUUUAGCUUAAAGAUGACUGGGAAAGUACCUUUCUCAGAAGUAUAUUGUCACUCCUUAAUUCGCGAUUCUGAAGGGAGAAAAAUGUCAAAAUCUCUUGGGAACGUCAUUGAUCCCCAAGAUGUAAUUGAAGGGAUCUUAUUAGAAAACUUGCAUAACAAACUUUCUCAAGGUAACCUUGCGCCCGGAGAAGUGGAGAAGGCCACAAAUUAUCAAAAAACUGCUUUCCCAGACGGUAUACCGCAGUGUGGUACUGAUGCUUUGCGUUUUGCCUUGGUAUCAUAUACUACUGGAGGCGGAGACAUAGCCUUCGACAUCAAGGUAAUUCACGGCUAUCGUAAAUUCUGCAAUAAAAUAUAUCAAGCUACCAAGUACGUCUGUGGGAGGCUAGGCUCGCAAUUCAUACCCCCAAAGACUAGUAAGCCAACACGGGAAGAAUCUUUGGCUGAACGAUGGAUUUUGCACAAAAUGAACAUUGCCACACAGGAGAUUAAUCAGGCCCUUCAGGAUCGUGAAUUUAUGAAAUCUACAACCAUCAUCUACCAAUAUUGGUAUAACCAUCUUUGCGAUGUAUUUAUCGAGAAUUCGAAGACUAUUUUUCAAGAAGGCACAGCAGAAGAAAAGCUAUCAGCCUUAAAUACACUCUACACUGUCCUGGAUUGCGCACUUACGAUGAUCCAUCCAUAUAUGCCUUUUCUGACUGAAGAAUUAUGGCAAAGGUUACCACGUCGUCCAGGGGAUAGGACCCCGUCUAUAGUCUUAGCCCGAUACCCUACAUAUGACGAGCAAUUUGAUGAUCCUUUGGCAGAAACCGCCUAUGAGCUUGUCCUAGGAAUAUCUAAGGGUAUCAGGUCUUUGAUGUCGGGAUAUUCAAUCAAGGAUGAGGGCUUAGUAUUUAUCCAAACCUUUGACACUAUCUCUUCCACUACAGCCUUAGAACAACUUGCAUCGAUAAAGUCUUUAUCUGGAAAAGGCAUUGCCAAAAUUUCCUUACUGAACUCCACUGAUUCGAGACCUUUAGGCUGUGUAGCCUUCACAGUAUCAUCUACCGCUGUUGUAUAUCUUCAAGUAAAGGGCCGAGUUGAUAUUGAGAGUGAAAUAUUAAAAACUACCAUGAAACUUGAAAAGACAACUCAAGGUAUUGCGCGACAGAAAAAGAUACUUGGUGACAAGAAUUACCAAGCGAAAGUUAGUGAACAGUUGCAGGAUGUUGAGAGAAAGAAGCUGCGAGACCUUGAAGUAGAAAAAAAUACAUUUGAGGUGACAAUCAAGCAAUUUGAAAGUAUUAAUUGCGAAUAG